AUCUUCUCGGAGAUCACCACCUUCCCCACCUCCAACUUCGGACACCAGGACUCAAUCACCAUGAAGGUCUUCAUCCUCUCCUGCCUGCUGGCUGUUGCCAUGGCAAUGCCCAAACUACAGAGCAGCAGCUCAUCCAGUGAGGAAACUGACCAACUGCUGGUUAAGGAGAAACUCGUAAAACGCAGAGAACUUAUGGACCUUCCUACUACCUUAUCCAGCGAGGAACACGUUAUGGAAGAGAAGGAAUUCUACCAGCCCCGUCUGAAAUAUCCCUACCCGUUUUUCCCUCCCAUCAAAACCUACGUUAAUCCUCACAUUUACCAAAAGCCUGCUGUCCUCCCCGUGACUCAUCCUGAGACCCUGACUUAUCUCCAGCCUCAACAAAAUCCCGAAGACAUGCCUCUCCCUAAGAAAGAAGUCCUGCCCUACCUGAAGGCUGUAGUGGUGCCCUACCCUCAGGUUCAGGUCAUGCCUUACCCCGAGACUGAAGUCAUGCCUUAUUUUCCACCCAUGACCAUGUCUCUGGUUCAGCCUGACAUCGUGCCCCCCUCAUUCUACAGAGAGGCCGUCAUCAGACCGGUGGCCUACAACCUUCCUCAACCGGUUCAGAAGAUCCCAGAAACCAACUGAAGUAAUGCAGUCCUAGGGUUCUGGUAUGCCU
Ornithorhynchus anatinus (platypus) is the source of this 661-nucleotide messenger RNA. It is a transcript of the gene CSN2, whose product is annotated as casein beta. The record is from RefSeq and is marked provisional. Lineage: Eukaryota; Metazoa; Chordata; Mammalia; Monotremata; Ornithorhynchidae.